Rhagoletis zephyria (snowberry fruit fly) is the source of this 503-nucleotide messenger RNA. RefSeq names its product integumentary mucin C.1-like. The record is from RefSeq and is a predicted model, not a curated record. Lineage: Eukaryota; Metazoa; Arthropoda; Insecta; Diptera; Tephritidae.
GCAAAAAUAACACCUUGACGCAUACGAGUACCACCACAACAACGACAAGUACAACCAGUACUACAAAGCGUCCUACAACCACAACCACCAAAUUGACUACCACAUCAACCACACCGAAGCCGAAGACCACAUCAAAGCGGCCAACUACAACCACUACAACAACGACAACCACGAAAAAGACUACAACAACCAAGAAGCCGACUACUACCGGCACAUUGGCACCGAAAAAGGGCGAAGAAAAGGACGCUGGCAGUAUUGAUGGAGCUAAAGUACAAAACUGCACAGGCGUUUGUGUAGCCGAUCGCAUUGCCGAAUACUGUGAGGCUUAUCUAACAACCAGCGGACUCUGCACGGCGGGCACUAAAUGUUGCGUCUCACUGAACGAUUACGCCAAUGUGAAACUUCCAAAGGAUAUCUAUGUACCAGCUAAACACAUGGCGAAUUUGAACAAUAUGCAACAUAAAAAUAAGACCAGCGCUACUACGAAGCAAACGACCACAAAG